UGAAGCGUCAGUAUCGCGAUCAGUUGUACGUGAGCACUGCUAAUCAUUGCACCGCUUAAGGUAUUAUUAUUGUGCGCGGAAAUAGAAAGAACAAUUCUAACAAAUUCUUAAAAUGCGAAACUUCAUAUGGUUUUUAGUACUCGGCUUAAUAUUUUGUGUUAAUCAAGUUUCGGCCGGCAAAAAUGAAUGCCCACGUAUUAAAUUGAAACGUCAAUGGGGCGGUAAACCGGCUACAGCGCUAACCUAUCAAAUACCUCCCAUUCGCUAUGUUAUCAUUCAUCAUACAGUUUCCGAUGAGUGCGAUCAGUUCCUGAAAUGUGCGUCAAUUUUACAGAAUACACAAAACUAUCAUAUGAAUGAUUUAAAAUACGAUGACAUCGGUUACAAUUUUCUCAUUGGCAAUGAUGGCGUCGUUUAUGAGGGCACUGGCUGGGGCGUGCGUGGCGCGCACACCUUCGGAUACAAUAUGAAUGGCACAGGCAUUGCUUUUAUCGGCAAUUAUUCAGAGAAACUUCCAUCCCGUUCUGCUUUAAAUGCCGCUAAAAAACUAUUGGCUUGCGGCGUGAAGGAGGGUGAAUUAGAUCGAAAUUAUAUGCUUUUAGCUGCCUCACAAGUUUCCAGCACACAGAGUCCGGGGCUAAUAUUAUAUAAUGAAAUACAAGAGUGGGACCACUGGACCAUAAAUCCUUGAAUGUAGUAAAUUUAAUGGGCACUGAAACUAAAUUUGUAUUGCAAAACAUUGUUGAAGUAUUUAGAGAUUGAAUCUCAAGAAAAAAUA
Molecule: messenger RNA, 778 nt
Organism: Anastrepha ludens (Mexican fruit fly)
Lineage: Eukaryota; Metazoa; Arthropoda; Insecta; Diptera; Tephritidae
Gene: PGRP-SA
Product: peptidoglycan-recognition protein SA
Exons: 3
Coding region: 113-691 (192 amino acids)
Biological process (GO): innate immune response; peptidoglycan catabolic process
Molecular function (GO): peptidoglycan binding; N-acetylmuramoyl-L-alanine amidase activity; zinc ion binding
Source: RefSeq, a predicted model, not a curated record